Messenger RNA from Mesocestoides corti, 1647 nucleotides. NCBI's taxonomy places the organism in Eukaryota, Metazoa, Platyhelminthes, Cestoda, Cyclophyllidea, Mesocestoididae. The record is from the annotation of a GenBank genome assembly.
AUGUACUGUGGAAUCUUCGAUCAGACCGGCGAUCAGUUUUUUAGUGCUUCUCAAGAUGGUAUUGUGCGCGUAUUUGACUAUACCGGGCGUUAUUUUAAGCUGAAGCGAGAAAUUGUCUGUCACGAGUAUGGAUGGAGUAUAGUCUCACUCGUGCAAAGCCCAGACCAAAGGAACCUCGCCUUUUGCAGCCUCUACGCAACACUAAAUAUCGUCGAUUUGGGAGACGACUCUUCGCAAACCAAACUUGUCCCCUUGGCGAGCAUCAUUGGGGCGAACGACGUGUUCUGUCUGUCCUACUGCGGCGCCUCGUCCACCAGGAUUCUUUGCGCUCGCAACCGAGGUCGAGUGACUCUGUGUGAUGUCGGCAUCGGUGAAUGCGAAGAACUGGAUGUGAGCCAGAGGCGCGGUGCCGACGUGAAUGCAGUGACGACCCUGGACGACAGCGGCAACAUCUUUGUGGCGGGCGGGGAUGAUACCUGCAUCCGGAUGUUCGACACCCGGGCGCUGAACGAGGGCUGCUUGGCGUGCUUCCCAGGCCACGCCGACGGAAUUACCUACAUCGACUCGAAGAAUGACGGUCGCUAUUUCUUGUCGAACAGCAAGGACCAGACUGUUCGUCUGUGGGAUAUACGGACCCACAGUAAAGCCGGCUCCGAGCGUCGAACGCACCCGCGUGAACCCUGGGACUAUCGAAUUCACCGAGUGCCUCGUUCAUAUCGCAAGCGGCCACCCAACGACCACCAGGCUAAGUCAGUUCUCACACUCAGUGGCCACACUGUGCGCUACACUUUAAUCAGGGCUAAAUUCUCCCCUCUUCACUCCACCGGACAGCAGUUCGCCUAUGCCGGGAGUGCCUCGGGCGACUGGCACAUCUGGGACCUCACAACUGGCCAAAAGGUGUCUGAGAACUUCGCGAAGGUGAUCACUUUGCGGGAUGUGUCUUGGCAUCCCUGGGAGCCGCGUGUUGUCACGUCGGGUCUUAAUGGCUCCAUUACUUGCUGGUGUCAACGGAGGAAGGGCGAGGCCCAGAGGAAGCCUCUUUUUCUCACACCGCAUCAUCAUGGAGCUCCACCGACUGAAUCCAACGACCAGGAGUCGAACGACGAGGCGUCUGAGUCGGCUGAUGAGGAGGAUGAGCAGGCAAGAUUCCUCCGCUCGACGGUAGCCAAGACAGAGGACCUGUCGAAUCUGUCCAGAGCUGGUUUUUAUUACAGGUUCCCUCGUCGUCGUUCCGUUCCAUCAAACUCCUACAUCGAAGUUGUCUCCGAUUUGUCCAACACGGAGUCGCUGAACAGCAUCGACGAGGAAGGUGACUACGACGAGGACGACGACUGGGCAGAGAGUGAUUCCAUUGAGGGGACAGGUCUGCGGGAUCUAAUGAACGCUACAAAUGAAGAAUACCUGUCUGAAGAUGACCCAGACUUCCGUCUGCCUCGUGGUUUCUACGCCGUUCUCGGCGAAGAUGAGGACCUCGACGGUGUCAACGACUGGGAGUGGUCCAGCGCACCCACCUCCAGUACCACCGGCGAGUCGGAUGGCGGCGUGGCAGAGCGUCGCACGACCCGGUCACAGACACGCCGAGCAGCUUUACAAAACGCCCGUCAACGGGGCAGACGGCGUCGACAACUUCAGAACCGCGAUUUAUGA